Molecule: messenger RNA, 2811 nt
Organism: Zootermopsis nevadensis
Lineage: Eukaryota; Metazoa; Arthropoda; Insecta; Blattodea; Termopsidae
Product: UBX domain-containing protein 7
Biological process (GO): proteasome-mediated ubiquitin-dependent protein catabolic process
Cellular component (GO): nucleus
Molecular function (GO): ubiquitin binding
Source: RefSeq, a predicted model, not a curated record
CUAGAACAUACCUAUAUUAUUUUUGUAAGGAUAUUUAUGAAUAUUCUUGUGUAAUAUUUUAAACAUUUAUUUUGCUUAACAUUUCAGGAAUCCAUUCCUCUCUAGUAUUGUGAAUAUAUUUUGUUGAAAUUUAAGACUAGAAUUCAUUGUUUUGGAAUUUGUUUAAAUGAAAGUGGUGUUUUAUUACACUGUAAAAUUCGUGUGUUUAGGUGCAACAAAAGUCUUGUGUUGUGACAGUGAUAAAAUGUAAGAAUAGGUUACAGAUUUUUGUUAAGGAUGUAGAUAUGUUCAAAAGCAGAGAACAUUUCAUUACAUUGAUGCAUUACUACUGAAGCCUGUAAUACCAUUUAAUUGCUAUAGUAUUUCAUUUGCUUUUAUUUAUUUUUUUACCUUAUGUGAUGGCUAAUGUAUCUAGUGUUACCAUGCACAGGAUAUAUUUAAUAGUGAAGAGAGAAAAAAUGUGAAGCCUACAUACUGCCCAAGGACUGCAGAUUGCCAAUAGCAGUGAUGAGGAAUUGAAAUAGAGGGACAAGGUUUCACACUCGAGUCAAGGAUAUGUCAAUGGUUCUGUGGUGAAAUUUGAAACUGCGAAAAGAGAAACCGGUCGUCAGUGGGUGUUCUGUUAAUUGCGGAUUCCAGCUAUUCGUAGUAUCCCAGCUGUAUACGUUUUGCAACCCACUGCGGUUUACUGUAUCCACCUGACUCCUGCACUAAUGAUUUAUCAUGAAGCUCUAAUCCUGCCUUCCCCAUUGUUUCCAGAAACUUCACCCAUGAAGUUCGUUGACAAGGGAUUGCUGUACAUUUAAAAUGUCUUUAAAGGGAUAGAUGCAGAUACUUUUUCCAUGGACUGAAAGAUGCGAAAAUUGUCACUUUAGCGCUAGCGUCGAUUUAUGUAACCUAAUAGUCGGAGUUCUAUUCACGAUGAAUUCAGUACAAAGCAUGAAAGCGUAGUUGAAUUUAAUGUGAGUAAAGAAGGUUGUGUCAUGGCGGUGUGUGUAUGUUUUGGUAGUAAGUGCUUGGCAGCUUGAAUUAAAUACACGGUUUUCGAAAGCGAGAUGGCUACGAGCACGAAAAGCUCGAAGCCAUCAAAGACUGCAAUAGAACAGUUCUGUACUGUAACAGGGGCGUCAAAGGAAGCUGCAGAACAGAUGUUGGAAGUUUACAAUGGUAAUGUUGAAAUGGCCGUCAACAUGUUCUUGGAGGACCAAGAUGGAGCAUCUUCUUCUAGUCAUGUUCGGGACCCAAUUCCACCCCAGCAGGAGGUACUUGUUGACACAGCAGGAUUUCAGGGAAACUCUAGCAGAACAAAAAGAGCAGUCCAUUCUGUGUUUGACUCAUUCCGAGAUUUCCAAGUUGAAACACGUCGGCAAGAAGAAAUGAUGACAGGAUCUAAUGUGUCACCAAUGAAGAGAAGUUUGGAAGACUUGUUCCGUCCUCCAUUGGAUCUCAUGUUUCAUGGAACAUUCCAAAAUGCUAGAGAUGCUGGAGUAGCCCAUCAGAAGUGGCUCAUGGUCAAUGUGCAGAAUGUAUUGGAGUUCUCAUGUCAGAUUCUAAAUCGUGACAUAUGGUCAAACAAAGCCGUCAAAACUGUCAUCAAAGAGCAUUUUAUUUUUUGGCAGGUAUAUUUAGACAGUGCUGAGGGUCAACGGUAUGCUGCUUUCUACAGUGUGUCAGAUUGGCCAUAUGUAGCAAUUAUAGACCCACGCACAGGGGAAAGUCUAAGAGUGUGGAAUAAAAUAGAUGGGUCUUCAUUUUGUGAUACUCUACUGGAAUUUCUUUGUCGGCAACAGUCAAUGAGAAACCCCCAAAAGAGAGCCAAACUCUCUGUCUCUCCAUUGGCAGCUGAGGAUGCUCCAAAUGGCUUAGUUCAUACAUCAUCUAGGCAUGUUAAUGUACCUGAAAUCUCACCUCCUUCGGGGACCACCACUGCAGAAACUGAAACUGACUCAACUCCACCAAGCCAUGCUAUUCCAUUGGCUCUUGUAAAUAAGCCAUCUGUUUCUGGUUUGGCAUCUUCACCCUCCACUAGUGCAACACUGCCAUUAAAACACACUGCCAAUUCUCAGAAUAUUUGUAAGACUGAGACUUUUACUUCUGUACCAGCUACCCACACGCCAGCAGAAUAUGAUGUGCCUGCUUCAGAUUCUAAAUCCAUGUUGGAUGCAAAUGAGGAUGAUCAAAUUGCAGCAGCAAUUAAAGCAUCACUAGUAGAGAAAAUUGUCAAUGGAACUGAUUCAGCUAGUAGUGAUAAGUCCAAUAAGUCCAUUAAAAAUCAAGUUGACUGUUCAAGUUUAGAUGAAGAUAAAACUACUGCUGAUGAAAGUUGGAAGUCAUACCUUGGGACUGGUGAUGAAGUGAAGAUGAGCUUCCUUCUUCGUUAUCCUGAUGGGACAAGAGAACAACUAGUUAUUCCAGAAUCUGCUCAAAUUAGGGCUCUCACAUUAUAUGUUGCUUCCAAAGGCUUCUGCAAGAAAGAUUAUGAAAUGGUUAUAAACUUCCCACGGCGUGUUCUCUCUGAUAUGGAUGGGACCAUUGCAGUGAAAGAUUUAGGACUGCACCGGCAGGAAACAGUAUUUGUGCAGUUCCGAUGAUGCAGAAUGUGUCGGAAACCUUUGACAAGGGUUAUUAAAUUUAUCCUAGGGUGUUCAAAUUUCUGUACUCAAACCUCAUGUCUGAUCCAUCCUUCUUAUGAAAGAUAAUAAGUUCAGAAAGCAUACUAAAGCAUAAAAAAAGAUAAAGAGUUUUAUUAUUUAAAAAAGACACUAUUAAUAUUAUUGAAAUUAAGGAUUUUUUUUAUAGUUCCUAAUAUUU